This is a messenger RNA of Trichoderma reesei QM6a, 1380 nucleotides long. Its product is annotated as hexose transporter. Gene Ontology annotation, biological process: transmembrane transport; carbohydrate transport. Gene Ontology annotation, cellular component: membrane. The record is from RefSeq and is a predicted model, not a curated record. The coding region runs from base 1 to 1380 and encodes 459 amino acids. Lineage: Eukaryota; Fungi; Ascomycota; Sordariomycetes; Hypocreales; Hypocreaceae. The transcript is spliced from 7 exons. Gene Ontology annotation, molecular function: carbohydrate:proton symporter activity.
AUGUCCGCCGGCUCUUUGGUUGGCUCUCUCCUAGCUGGAUGGCUCGCUGAUCGUCUGGGACGCCGUUUAGCUAUACAAAUCGCCUCUGUGGACUGGAUUGUCGGAGCGGUGCUGCAGUGCUCUUCCCAGAAUGUUGCACAUCUCGUCGUUGGUCGCAUCGUCUCCGGACUUGCGAUUGGCAUUACGUCCUCCCAAUGCAUUGUCUACCUAUCUGAACUUGCACCUUCUCGCAUCCGUGGCCGAGUCGUUGGUAUACAGCAGUGGUCCAUUGACUGGGGCAUCUUGAUCAUGUACCUGAUCUCGUACGGCUGCUCGGUUUCAAUUCAUCGACCGGCGGCAUUCCGUAUUGCUUGGGGCUUGCAGGCUGUUCCCGGAGCUGUCCUGUUCUUCUCGCUCUUCUUCUUCCCUGAAUCACCACGUUGGCUCGCAACCAAAGAUCGCUGGGAGGAAUGCCACGAAGUGCUUGCCAACCUGCAUGCCAAAGGCGAUCGAAACAAUAUCGAGGUGUUGGCCGAGCUGGAAGAAGUCAGAGAAGCAGCGAGGAUCGCCGCGGAGUCAAAGGAGAUCGGCUACCUGGGACUGUUCGCUCCCAAGAUGUGGAAACGUACACUUGUCGGCGUCAGUGCACAGAUUUGGCAGCAACUCCUCGGUGGUAAUGUGAUGCUUUACUACCUUGUCUACAUCUUCAACAUGGCUGGCAUGUCCGGAAAUACCGCGCUCACGUCUUCAAUUAUCCAAUAUGUCAUCUUUCUCGUCACGACUGGAGGAGUUCUCUUUGUCGUUGAUCGCAUUGGUCGCCGGUGGUUGCUUAUUGUUGGGGCCAUCAUUUGCGGCGUCAUCCAUUUCAUCGUCGGUGCCGUCAUGGCAGUCUACGGGCACCACGUCGACAGUGUGGAUGGAAACGAUAUUCUGAGGUGGCAGAUUGGUGGCCCUCCUGCCAAGGCCAUCAUUGCGCUUUGUUACAUCUUUGUUGGAGUCUAUGGAGUCACAUGGGCCCCCGGUGCAUGGAUUUACUGCGGAGAAGUCUUCCCCUUGAAGUACCGAGCCAAGGGCGUUGGCCUGGCUGCUGCAGGCAAUUGGGCUUUCAACCUCGCCUUGGCCUUUUUUGUCCCCCCAGCUUUUACGAACAUCCAGUGGAAAGCGUACAUGAUUUUCGGGACAUUCUGCAUUGCCAUGGUGUUCCAUAUCUACUUCAUGUACCCCGAAACGGUGAAGAAGUCACUCGAAGAGAUUGACGUGCUAUUCGAAGGAGAUAUUCCCGCAUGGCGCAGCGCGAGUGCCGUGAGCACAUUUGAUGAGAAAGUAGCGCGAGCAAAGGAAGCGGGAGGCUUGGAAGAGUUUUCAAAACAAGCCGACAUCAAGCACGAAGAAAAGGUCUAA